AUGUCACACUCGGCCUUUCUGGGCCAACCUCCAGCGACUCAGGACGACUUCUAUAUCAUCAAGGGCAUGUACAGAGCAGCCUACGCUUUCAACAAAGAUCCAAGCAAUGGUUACCUCUUUGUUCCGAGGAAGCCUGCAGACUACGAGUACAAUGACAAGCAGGCCAGCAUCAUUGUUGGCAUGGUAAUGGCGAUAUUCAUCAUGUUGUCUACCACGGUCUUAAGACUCGUCCUUCGACAGUUCAAGACUGGUGUGAGAUGGGGAGCAGACGACUGGAUUCUCAUAACAGGGGCGAUCAUGGCGGUUUUGUACCCGAUACUGCAGAUAGCAAUGGUCGUGCGUGGAGGAGGUGGAAAACACACAUGGGACGUCACCUAUUCCGAGUACUAUACAUUCAACAAGCUUGCAAUCGUCUGCAAGAUCCUCUUUUUCACGACCGUCGGCAUCAUCAAGAUAUCUAUCUGUCUCUUCCUCCGCCGCAUAUCCGAAGCCACAUCAAAGUAUCCUCGCAUCGCCAACGACGUCUUCCUUUUCCUGCUCGCAAGCUACACUUUACUCGCACUAUUCUGGUCAUGCUUUCAGUGUUCGCCUGCUCCAGCCAUGUGGGACAAGAUGUACUCUGGCAAACUUGCGCAACCCGCGAAGUGUUGGUCGACACUGGUGGUUGCGAAUACACUAAGUGUCAUCCACGUUAUCAUGGACUUUGUCUUGCUGCUUACGCCGAUCAUCGUGCUCUGGAAAGUGAAGUUGAACAAGAAAACAAAGAUCAGAUUGUUCAUUGUCUUCUCGAUGGGCUCGCUAUCCUGUGUAGCCAGUGUGUUUCGAGAGCUUGCACAAAAGAGUAUAAGCAAGGACAUUACCUAUGGCUACACAAGUCUGCUGGCAUGGACCGUAGUCGACUUGACGCUCGCAGUAGUCGUAGCAUCACUACCCGUGAUUAGUGUACUGAUCCCCAAGGCUUGGGACGACAUUACACACUCAUCGCGCGUCCGUAGAACUACGCAGAAACAACCAACAUCCAAAGGCACACAGGGUCAGUCUGUCGUUGGAAGAGCACGGCGCAACACCAUUGACUCGGAAGAAGAUGGGAUCUUACGCGAGGAUCGGAUCGAGCUGUCUUAUGCUCGCAACUCGAAGCAGAUAUACUCGCGAGAGGCGUCGCAUAUCUCCUUAUACGAAGAUCCUUGCACGAAGCAUGCAUCUCGAACAAUGCCCGAAUAA
Messenger RNA from Aureobasidium melanogenum CBS 110374, 1221 nucleotides. RefSeq lists its product as uncharacterized. Bases 1 to 1221 code for a protein of 406 amino acids. The transcript is spliced from 4 exons. The record is from RefSeq and is a predicted model, not a curated record. NCBI's taxonomy places the organism in Eukaryota, Fungi, Ascomycota, Dothideomycetes, Dothideales, Saccotheciaceae.